This is a messenger RNA of Rhizoctonia solani, 1857 nucleotides long. RefSeq lists its product as uncharacterized. NCBI's taxonomy places the organism in Eukaryota, Fungi, Basidiomycota, Agaricomycetes, Cantharellales, Ceratobasidiaceae. The transcript has 10 exons. Gene Ontology annotation, molecular function: DNA binding; zinc ion binding. The record is from RefSeq and is a predicted model, not a curated record. Gene Ontology annotation, biological process: DNA-templated transcription. Gene Ontology annotation, cellular component: nucleus. The coding region runs from base 1 to 1857 and encodes 618 amino acids.
AUGUUGACCCUCAUGGUCGCAGAGGAGAUCAAGAAAAGUAAAAUCACCCUGCUGCGCGAUGAAAUCAGCGAGUUGAGGAAACGCAUUCACGAACUCGAAGGCGGUAGCGAUCAGAAACCUCUUCAUCCGUCGAACCCGCAGCAAUCUCUAUCUCCUGCUGCUGUGCCCUUGUCGUCUUGGGCGAGUUCCCCUGCCCUCUCCGACGCACACUCUAUCAACAGUUUUGCCAACCAGUUCAACACGUUAACCCCAGACCAGAAACCUAUGUUCUUGGCCCCGGUUAUCCCGCAAAUGUCACUUAGCCCAACAUAUCAGCAGAUGUCUGGAAUUCCCGGGUUAAGCGAAUUCCAAUCGCCUAUACUUCAUGAAGGCGCAGGAUGGGGAGAAAUGGCCCCUUCACCCAAUGGAGCUCUCGUAUACAAUCAGUUGGAGCAACCCCUAACUAUCGAACAAACAUUACACAACCUUCAGAUCAUUAUGCCUUAUCGCCUACAAUGUGCAUUCGAGAUUGACAUCCCAAGUUUCCGUGAAUCGCUCGAAGAUCCUGACCCCAAUAAUCAACCUCACGAGGCAUUACUAAACGCGAUCGCCCUUAUGGCGUGCUACUACGACCAAACUAUGCGUGAUGGGAACCGAGCUCAGUUCUUUGUCGAACGUACCCGCAGAUCGCUUCAGCUCAGUUUGACCGGGGUCAAAUCACGCAAAGUUAUACAGCAAAUACAAGCAGGACACCUAUUAUCGUGUUACUUGUAUUGGACGGGCAGUCUCCUCGAGGGACAUGCAGCCCUUGCUGGCGCUGUCUCCCUCGCUCGACUCUGCAAUCUCCACAAAAUCACCUCCUCAGACUGGCGGAAUAGGAGUGACAAUCUGUUGGAAGAACCUAGUGCAUAUCGACCGCAGCUCAGACCCCUCCCCUCGAUAUUGGAUCACUCUCGAGCACGAACUGCUAUCGAACAUGGAGAAAGAAUUCAUUGCUUUUGGAACUUGCUCCUUGUUGAUACGGGUGGGUCAGUCUCGACUGGUUACCCCUGUCAGUUUACCGCGUCAGACUCGGACCCCGGAACGAAAAUAGAGACAGUCUAUCCCUUGUCAUUGCAUGAGUACAUGUCGGUAUCCGCUCGCGCGCAAGAGCCAACGAGUUCUUAUGGAGACAUAUUUAACCCCCGCUAUGUCUCGGCCCAAAACGACAGCCCUCUCGUAGCUCGGAUCAAAGGUGCUUUGCUUCUUCAUCGUGCAGCGCGCCUAGGUACCGUUGGAAAGGCCGCUCACCCCGGAUUAGACGAUGAAUUUUCCCAACAAUGGUUCAACUUGUCUCAGUGCCUGGAAUCCUUCAUUGGUACGCUCAGACCGAUUCCGAUAUCAGCCGAAGCACGCCCAAAGGGGACUGAAAUCACUGAAGAACGACGGAACUUUUUGUACAUGUUUAUCGCCUGGUCCCUGGCCUUGUGUGCACGGGUGGUUAUGUAUAAUAUCACGCCCGUAGCGUGGCGGGAUACGCAGAGGCAGACUCAGGCUUGGAGUGCUGCAGAUCAUAUUGUGCAAUUGAUCCAGACCUCGAAGCCGUCCGAGGACGAAAUGCGGAUGCUGGAUGCUAUGGUUGGAUUUUCUUGGAUGACGGCAGCCAACUUCCUCAUCAGCAUGCGCGAUACCUAUACGCAGAAAUUAGGGGGGCCCGACAACUUUGAUGUAGGUUAUGUGGAGAGGUUGUUGGACAUAUUGGAUCAUGCUACGGUUCAAUUGGCUACAGUAUGUCGCCCAGUAGUCCGACAGGCGCAAGGAACCAGAGAGUUUCGGGCACGCAACGCAGGGCCAUACCAAGCUGCUCCAGCACAGGCACCGCACACUUGGGCGUCGUAG